AUGAACUGUCCCUCUCGCACCGACGAAUGCACGCUGGAGCAUCCCGAUUGGAACCAGAACCCGCCCUUCCUCGCCCCGGACUUGACGACCUGCGAGGACCUGAACGGUAUCGCCAACGCCCGCGAGCACCGCCGCGGCACCGACGGCACCGGCGACGGAUCCGACGGUCGGGGUGAUGACAUGAAUUACCAGACCCUACCGCGUCUGCAGCCCGAUCGACGGGCGCCCGUUUCGGGAGGGUGGAACCACGGAUUCCACCCCCGAAACAAAUACGUGCAUGGUGGUGAUGACCAUACACGUCUUCUCAAGGGUUCCGACCCAUCCCGCUCCAGCAUCUGGGGCUGGCUGAGCUGGACCCUUUCCGUCGUGGGCUGCUCAGCCAUCAUCUCGGCUCUCAAGAGUCCCGAGGCCGUCGCCUCGUUCAUUUUUGCAACCAAGGAAACCGCCCAAUCUACCUUCAAGCGCUCCGCUCGCGUCACCCGCCGCUCGACCUGCCCGACCGGCGGCCUCGGCGACGAAGACAAGUACAACACGCCCCUCCACGUCGGCGCUCUCUUCAUCAUCCUCGGCGUCUCCUUUCUCGCCUGCGCGUUCCCCCUCAUCGCCUCCCGCAUCCCGGGCGUCCGCAUCCCCCGCCCCUUCUUCUUCGCCGUCCGCCACUUCGGCACCGGCGUCCUUCUCGCCACCGCCUUCGUCCACCUCCUCCCGACCGCCUUCACCCUCCUCGGCAACCCGUGCCUCAGCUCCUUCUGGGUCGAGGACUACCCCGCCAUGCCGGGUGCCAUCGCCCUGGCCGGCAUCUUCCUUGUCACCCUCAUCGAAAUGGCCUUCUCGCCCGCCCGCCACAUGUCCCACACCCCCGACGCCUCCGUCCUCGGCCCGCACCGUCCCGAGUCCGCCGACGAAGACGACCACCGCGACCCGGGCUCCUACCCGCUCGAGAUGGCCCCGAGCCGCGGCGCCCGCCGGAACAGCAUCGGCCGCACCCUCUCCCGCAUCGGCCGCGACGACCAAGCGCACGAGCAAGCCGGUGACAGGCUUGCCAAGCGCGUCGACGAGGAGUCCCGCGCCGUAAUCGUCGGUGUCACCCACGGCAUCGUCCUCACCCCCGCCCAGCAGCACCAGAAGGACAUCCUCCAGUGCAUGAUGCUCGAGGUCGGCAUCCUCUUCCACUCCGUCUUCAUCGGCAUGACUCUCAGCGUCUCCGUCGGCCAUGAGUUUGUCAUCCUGCUCAUCGCCAUCGCCUUCCACCAGACCUUCGAGGGCCUCGCCCUCGGCUCCCGCAUCGCCUCCAUCUCCUGGCCUGAGGGUAGCCUGCAGCCCUGGAUGAUGGCCCUCGCCUACGGCUGCACCACCCCCAUCGGCCAAGCCAUCGGCCUCGCCACCCACCGCCUCUACAGCCCAGACUCCGAGUUUGGUCUUAUCCUCGUGGGCACGAUGAACGCCAUCUCCUCGGGCCUACUCGUGUUUGCUGCUCUUAUCGAGCUGCUCGCCGAGGACUUCCUGUCCGACGAGAGCUGGCGCAUCCUCCGCGGCCGGAAGCGCGUGUACGCCUGCCUGCUCGUCUUUUUCGGCGCGUUCGGCAUGAGUCUCGUCGGGGCGUGGGCUUAG
Messenger RNA from Colletotrichum siamense, 1611 nucleotides. It is a transcript of the gene ZRT2-2, whose product is annotated as Zinc-regulated transporter 2. The record is from RefSeq and is a predicted model, not a curated record. Gene Ontology annotation, molecular function: zinc ion transmembrane transporter activity. Gene Ontology annotation, biological process: zinc ion transmembrane transport. NCBI's taxonomy places the organism in Eukaryota, Fungi, Ascomycota, Sordariomycetes, Glomerellales, Glomerellaceae. Gene Ontology annotation, cellular component: plasma membrane. The coding region runs from base 1 to 1611 and encodes 536 amino acids. The transcript is spliced from 3 exons.